AUGGAUUGUACUCGUCCAAAUGGUUUUCAAUCCGAUGAACUGAAGUUAUAUUGGAAUGCCGAACAACUGGAACAGCUUUGUCCAAAAGCUGAAUCACAACUAGAGAAAUUCUUACAGCCAUUAUAUGAUCCAUCGGAUGUUGAUGCUGUCGAAGCUCUUCGUCAACAUCCUGUUUGGCAGCGAAAUCACCAUGGAAAGAUUACUUAUGUCACCAAAGGCAUAGAAAAAGCUGUUUUCGAUGUACCGAAAGAUGCACAAAUUAUUCUACUGAGUUUUGCAGAUGAACAAUCACCUGGAGGUGGCUAUUUAAUAAGAGCAUGGACUCAAGAAGAAAUUAUUCUAUACAAUUCAGAUGCCUAUCGAUCGUUGCUCGAUCUUAAAUACGGACGAAUGGGUGGUGGCUAUGCUAUACCCGAGUUUGGUCUAGCCUAUGUACGCAACAUUUGUUUCUUUCAUAGAGAUACUCAAGAGCGGCGUCUUACUGAUAUGUUGGUUGCCAACUGUUAUUGUAUUGGCGCAGCGGAACUUUAUCGCAAUCCAAAGAAUAAGACUGAAUGGAAAGAAAAGACUUUGGCCAAGUUUCAUGCAUUCAUCGCAGCAGCCGUAGCCAAUACAAAGGGUGCCGGCUCUAAUACAUAUCUCUUGCUUGGACCAAUAGGAACAGGUGCAUUUGGAAACGAUGUUCAAGAUAUUGCCAAGUUAUUUCGAGAAAUACUUCAAUCAAAGAUGAUGGGCUCCAAUGGACCCAUUCGGCAGGCUUUCAGUAAUAUUUGGUUUGUCUGUACGGAUGCUUGGAAAAAUGAGAUUUUUGAAGAAAUCUUCUCAAAUAUUGAAGUCUAA
Rotaria socialis is the source of this 840-nucleotide messenger RNA. NCBI's taxonomy places the organism in Eukaryota, Metazoa, Rotifera, Eurotatoria, Philodinida, Philodinidae. The record is from the annotation of a GenBank genome assembly.